AUGGACACGGCGCGGGUGAAGGCGGAGCCCCUGUGGGAGGCAGACACGACGGCGAGCCCCCACUCGCCACCACCGUGCGGUGUGGUCUGGGACGUGCGCGUGAAGCAGGAGCCCACAGGUGACAGUCUGGACGCGGCAGCAGCAGCACAGGCGGCAGACUCCACACUCGCUCACUCUGGUGUGGUCCGGGACGUGCGCGUGAAGCAGGAGCCCGCAGGUGACAGUCUGGACGCGGCAGCAGCAGCACAGGCGGCAGACUCCACACUCGCUAACUCUGGUGUGGUCCGGGACGUGCGCGUGAAGCAGGAGCCCACAGGUGACAGUCUGGACGCGGCAGCAGCAGCAGCACAGGCGGCAGACUCCACACUCGCUCACUCUGGAACCAUCAAGGUGGAAAUGGAGAUCAAGGAGGAGGUGGAGCCCGCUGGAGAGGGGGAGGGGGAGGGAGGGAGCGAGACACCGCGCUGGUGUGAGAGCGAGAACGCGUUAGCGACGGAAGAACUAGAAGAUUAUUUAGUUAUGGGACACGAGCAACGGGGCUGUGCGGCAGCGGCGCCUGAGUCCGGCCCGCGAGCUUGCGGCGCCGGCGCCGGCGGGGGGCGGCACCCCUGCACCGCCUGCACCAAGACGUUCACGCUGGCGAGCUCGCUCCGGACACACAUGAGGACGCACACCGGCGAGAGACCGUACAAGUGCACACUCUGCCACAAACGCUUCAGGCAGUGGAGCCACCUGAAGAGGCACGAGCGUCUUCAUACCGGCUCGAGACCUUACUCCUGCGAUGUAUGCAAAAAAGAAUUCGUAGAAUUAGAUAAUCUGAAGAAACACGAACGAGUGCACACGAAAGAGAAACCGUACACGUGCGAUAUAUGUCACAAGGAGUUUGCGCAAAUGAACACGCUGAAGAACCACGAGAGGAUCCACACGGGGGAGAAGCCAUACCACUGCCAAGUAUGUAAGAAAGAGUUCACAGAAUCGAGCAGUUUAAGGAGGCACGAACGAGUUCACACCGGUGCUAAACCGUAUUCUUGCAGAUUGUGCAACAAGGAGUUUGCACAGUUAAAUACUUUAAGAAAUCACGAAAUGACUCACACGGGAGAAAGACCGUACGUCUGCGAAGUAUGUAAAAAAGAUUUCACAAAAUUUAGCAGUUUAAAGAGACACGAGAGAGUACACACGGGGGCUAAACCAUACAUGUGCGAUACAUGCAAAAAAGAGUUUUCAGAACUGAGCAGCCUCAGGAGACAUAAAAGAAUACACACCGGAGAAAAAGAGUACUCCUGUAGAUUAUGCAAAAAGGAGUUCACAGAAAACGGUAGUUUAAAAAAGCAUCAAAGAAUUCAUAUACGUGAAGAACAAAAUAUGGGAAAGAAUGUGAAUAAAAAAGAAAGACCAUAUACGUGCGACACAUGCCAUAAUGGGUUUACACAAUUGAGCAGUCUGAAGCGACACGAGAGAGUACACACCGGGGAGAAGGCUUACUCCUGUAGACUGUGCAAAAAGGAUUUCACAGAAUUUGGCAGUCUCAAAAGACACCAGAAAAUACACACACGCGAACAACAAAAUGUGCGAAAUGAAACUGUAACAACAAAAUAAGUUAAAUCUAAGAGAGGUUCUCGUCUCCGU
Molecule: messenger RNA, 1626 nt
Organism: Cydia splendana
Lineage: Eukaryota; Metazoa; Arthropoda; Insecta; Lepidoptera; Tortricidae
Product: zinc finger protein 883-like
Exons: 6
Coding region: 1-1596 (531 amino acids)
Source: RefSeq, a predicted model, not a curated record